AAGGGUCGCGCAAGAUGGCGGCGCCCGGGAGCGGCUGACGCGUGGCGCGGAGCAUGGCGCUGGCGGCGCUGGCGGCGCUGGCGGCUGGGGCUCGGCUGGGGCGGCGCCUGGGCGGGCCGGGGCCCGGGCGAGGACACUGGACCGCCGCUGGGCGCUCGCGGAGCCGGCGCGAGCAGAUCUCAUCUGCUGCCUGUGGCUAUGGAUUCACAUUGCUGUCCUCUAAAACCAAGGAUGUCACAAAAGUUUGGGGGAUGGGACUCAACAAAGAUUCUCAGCUUGGAUUUCACAGGAGCCGGAAAGAUAAGACCCGAGGCUAUGAGUAUGUUUUGGAGCCCUCGCCGGUCCCCCUGCCUCUGGACAGACCUCAGGAGACACGGGUGCUGCAGGUCUCCUGCGGCAGAGCUCACUCUCUUGUCCUGACAGACAGCGAAGGAGUCUUCAGCAUGGGAAACAAUUCUUAUGGGCAGUGUGGAAGAAAGGUGGUCGAAGAUGAAGUUUACAGCGAAAGCCACAAAGUCCAUAGGAUGCAGGACUUUGAUGGACGGGUGGUUCAGGUCGUCUGUGGUCAGGAUCACAGCCUGUUCCUAACGGAUAAAGGAGAAGUCUAUUCUUGCGGAUGGGGUGCCGAUGGGCAGACAGGUCUGGGCCACUACAAUAUCACCAGCAUGCCCACCAAGCUGGGUGGCGACCUUGCAGGAGUGAACAUUGUCCAGGUUGCCACCUAUGGGGAUUGUUGCCUGGCUGUGUCUGCCGACGGAGGCCUCUUCGGUUGGGGAAACUCUGAGUAUUUGCAGCUGGCUUCUGUCACAGAUGCCACACAGGUGAACGUGCCCCGGUGCCUGCCCUUCUCAGGAGUGGGGAAGGUGCAGCAGGCUGCAUGCGGCGGUACAGGCUGUGCUGUGCUGAACGGGGAAGGACAUGUUUUUGUCUGGGGCUAUGGAAUUCUUGGGAAAGGACCAAACCUAGUGGAAACUGCUCUUCCAGAACUGAUUCCACCCACUCUCUUUGGCCUCACGGAGUUCAACCCAGACAUCCAGGUCUCCCGUGUUCGAUGUGGACUCAGCCACUUUGCUGCACUUACCAACAAAGGAGAGCUGUUCGUGUGGGGCAAGAACACCCGUGGGUGCCUGGGAAUCGGUCGCCUGGGAGACCAGUAUUUUCCGUGGAGGGUGACGAUGCCUGGGGAGCCGGUGGAUGUGGCGUGUGGUGUGGAUCACAUGGUGACUCUGGCCAAGUCGUUUGUCUGAGCCUCCGCCCCGGUCGGCCCUGUUGGGCUGGCCCUGGCCUCAGAGCCGGGCAGACUGCUCAGCAGAGGCC
Messenger RNA from Carlito syrichta (Philippine tarsier), 1317 nucleotides. RefSeq names its product RCC1 like (gene RCC1L). The transcript is spliced from 11 exons. The record is from RefSeq and is a predicted model, not a curated record. Lineage: Eukaryota; Metazoa; Chordata; Mammalia; Primates; Tarsiidae. Bases 54 to 1247 code for a protein of 397 amino acids.